Carcharodon carcharias (great white shark) is the source of this 2017-nucleotide messenger RNA. RefSeq names its product ubiquitin thioesterase OTUB2-like. The transcript has 6 exons. Gene Ontology annotation, cellular component: nucleus. The record is from RefSeq and is a predicted model, not a curated record. Gene Ontology annotation, biological process: negative regulation of double-strand break repair; protein K48-linked deubiquitination. Lineage: Eukaryota; Metazoa; Chordata; Chondrichthyes; Lamniformes; Lamnidae. Gene Ontology annotation, molecular function: cysteine-type deubiquitinase activity; ubiquitin binding. The coding region runs from base 135 to 848 and encodes 237 amino acids.
UUCCUGCGGCAGGGGAGGGCGGGGUUGAUGACGUACCUCUCGUGAGGUUUGCGGGCAAUGUGUCAAUCCCGGGGUCCGCGCUGCAUCUGUGUGCAGAGCAGGAGCUGAGAGCCCACUUUUUCAGAAGGGGUGCAAUGGAUGGUGCAUUUGGAUCGGUUUGUAUAGUCUCUGAUAAAAAUGAAAUACCAGCACUUGGAGAAGAGCAUCCUGAAGAUAGAAUUUACCAAAAAAAAGUGCAGGAUAUUAGUAGAAAGUAUUCUUUCUUCAGAAGAACACUUGGUGAUGGGAACUGCUUUUAUCGAGCUUUGAGCUUUGCUUACUUGGAAUCAUUACUUGGAAGUAAAAAGGGAAUACAAAAACUUAAAAAGAAUUUAACGCGAAGUAGAGAUGAACUUUCAUCUGCUGGAUUUGCCGAAAGUAGAUUUGAAAAUUCUUUCACCACUUUUAUGGAUGUGAUUGACCUGGUGGAAACGGAUGGUUCGGUCUCAAAACUUCUUGCCGUUUUCAAUGAUCGUGGUGUUUCUGAUCACUUAGUGCAAUAUCUCCGACUGCUAACAUCCGCAUACUUGCAGAAACGGUCUGAGUUCUUCGAGCUUUUCCUUGAGGGAGGUGUAAGUGUUAAAGACUUCUGCACUCAGGAAGUGGAACCAAUGGCUAUGGAGAGUGAUCACAUUCAUAUCACUGCAUUGACCCAAGCACUGAAUUUACCAAUCCAAGUUGAAUAUAUGGACAAAACGGACACUGAAGUGAAUCAUCAUGUCUUUCCUGAGGGAUCGAAGCCUUUGGUUUACCUACUUUACAAGCCAGGCCAUUAUGACAUACUUUAUAAAGCAAAUAAACCAAAAUAGUCUUUGACCUGCCUUGUGAUAUCAGAACAGUUUGUGUUUGGGGAAGAGAAUAUCACUUUUGAUACAUUUAUGAACACAAUCUUUAAACCAGCUUUCUGCACAAUAUAAAAUGAAUGUUAAUCCCCAGAUGAAAAUGAAAUGAAUUUAGCAUUUUGUUGCCAUAUUUAUAAAGCAUGGUUGUAAUAUACUCUGUACAAAGGGCUAUCCCUUUCAAUGUAGCUUUUGUAGCAAAGAAUACAUUUCUGGUGUAAGCUUUAUAUAAUGCUUUUAAGUUUAGUUUUAAAAGUUAUAUCCUUUAAGCCAUCUAUUUCUCCUUGCCCCUUCAAUAACUCCUGUAUGCUAUCUGAUUUAUUUCUUGCUGAUACACAGCUAAUCAGUAUUUAUAGAUUGAGAGUCCUCCCAGAUCGGAAUGUUUUCCUCCUUAUGAGUCCCAGGCCAAGACUUGAAUCUUCAUUGAUGGUCCAGAAUUUUAAUGUUACAGUUACUGCUACUUUCUAACUAGUAAUUACAAGUAUAUUCCAUAUUGGCUUCAUUGCAGGUAAAAACCAAUAAUAGCAGUCUUGUAGUAGAUUAAAAUGGAUCACAGAUUAUUCAAUACUUUAUGCCGAAUAAGCAUAUAGUAUUUAAUUUGGAUUUUAAAACAAUUGUGUAAUAGUAUUAAUUAAUGUGAGAUACAAGACAGCUAUAGUGCAAAAUGAAUUCAUUGUUUACACAUAAUAAUAUACACCAAUCACAUAUAUUGUACCCUUGUCUCAAUCUUGCUUUACAGGCAUAUAUUGGAAGUAGUAAAUGGUUACAGUAUGACCAAAUUUUCUCUAAAUAAGCACUUCGCAAACUAAUGCAGUUCGCACUUUCAGGAAAGCUAAUUAACAUUUUAAAAACAUUUAUGCUUGUUCUUGAAUUUCACCAAGUGUGUGCAUUGUUGCAAUGACCCAACACAGGACAGUUGGCCUUAUUUUCUUUAGUAACCAGAAUUGUUAGAGCUGCCUUACAUAUUCUUGCGUAUCUGGACUUACUCUUUAUUUGAAAUGCUUUUAGAAGAUCUGUAUCUUCUGUUUUACUUUGAGGAUAUGGUUGUUUUAAUCUUCAUAUUGAAGACAACAGUACUGUACAAGUUCUGGGUUUUUAUUAAAUGCAAUAAAUGGUAUAGCCACUGAAUUAAACACUGA